AACCAAAUCCAAACAAUCAUUCAGUCGCAAGCGGUACCUCACAGCGAUCGGAAGCUCGCAUAUUAGUUCAAUCGCCGUUUUCAUCGCAGGACUCCUCCAAAGAUCAAUCCGGGCGUGACAAAUUCCAGCCACAAUGGACGUCGACAGUAUAGUCUACAGCAACUGUAAGAACCCCUCCAAGUACGAGCCGUACCGAUGUACGUUGAGUGAUAAACUGCGCAAAAUUGCCAAGGCAGAACUCCGCGAAGAUGACAAAAUUCGUGAACAAGCCCUGGCCCAGAUGCGAGAAUGGAUCGCCAAAAAUCCCCACAUCAAAAAGUGCCGCACAGAUCCGUUGUUUUUGCUGCGAUUCCUGCGUACCAAGAAGUUCUCCAUAACGCAGUCCUGCGAAAUGCUGGAAAAGUACCUCUCCAUUCGACAGACCUACCCGAAAUGGUUCCGAAAUUGUGAUGUCGAAGACCCGGAGAUGGAAGCCCUCAUCGACGGUGGAUAUAUUGUGCCCAUGCCGCAGAGAGACGACAACGGCCAGCAACUGAUACUCUCCGUAGCGUCCAAUUUGGACCUGAGUCGGGUGAAUUCGGCCUUGUUGGCCCGGGCACAUUUCCUAGUUCAGGAAGUGCUAGCAGACGACGAGGAGGCACAGAUUUGCGGCUAUGUCCAGUGCAUUGACGAGCGACAGCUGUCCAUGAAGUUGAUGGGACUGUGGUCUCUGGUCGAUAUCAAAAAGGUAGCCGAAAGCAUACAGCAUGGCAUCCCCACCAGGAUGAGGUCGUUCAACUUUAUCGGACUUCCGGCGACGGCGGUUACGCUUCUGGAGUUUUGUGUCUCGCUGCUGAGUGACAAGCUGAGGAAGAGAUUCAACCUGUUCCGCACCGUGAACGACUUCUCGACCAAGUUCAACAAACGCAUCCUCCCCAACGAAUACGGUGGCACCGGAGGCCCCCUGUCCGACAUGAUCGCUCAGUUCAAGGAGCGCUGCAGGGCCAAACGGGCCCAACUGCUGGCCAUGGACGAAAUGCACAUCGAAAUCACCAAAUCUUCCUCCUUCUACGCGGACACGUGCCGUGGCGAUCUGGACAGUGGCAUGAUCGGAAGCUUCCGGAAGCUGGAAGUCGAUUAGAUGUACAUUGCAAUGCGCCCUAUGCUAAAUAAACGAAAUGAAGAAUUUUAGUAUACUUGCUUGGAGUUAGGUGAAGCUUUAGCUUUUAAGAGAUUUUUAGGCUUAAGUAAAAAAAUAUCAAUAAAUCUAUACGUACCACCAACCUGUUCGA
This is a messenger RNA of Aedes aegypti (yellow fever mosquito), 1271 nucleotides long. RefSeq names its product clavesin-1. Bases 134 to 1120 code for a protein of 328 amino acids. Gene Ontology annotation, molecular function: phosphatidylinositol bisphosphate binding. The record is from RefSeq and is a predicted model, not a curated record. Gene Ontology annotation, cellular component: membrane. The transcript is spliced from 4 exons. NCBI's taxonomy places the organism in Eukaryota, Metazoa, Arthropoda, Insecta, Diptera, Culicidae.